Trichoderma harzianum CBS 226.95 is the source of this 801-nucleotide messenger RNA. RefSeq lists its product as hypothetical. Lineage: Eukaryota; Fungi; Ascomycota; Sordariomycetes; Hypocreales; Hypocreaceae. The record is from RefSeq and is a predicted model, not a curated record. The transcript has a single exon. The coding region runs from base 50 to 496 and encodes 148 amino acids.
AAAAAAAAAAAAAAAGCGUGCGGCAGUUGCGCACACUGCGCCUACCCAGAUGCCUUCUGACGCUUGGAAAGAAGCGUCGUGGCCUGUUGCCUCUGCCAGGGAUCUAAUUUUUUUUCUUGCUUUUCUUUUUUUCUUUUUCCUUUUUUUGCCUUCUUUUUCAUUUCAUUUCUUUUUUUCCCGCCUUUUUGGUUUGCCUUUUGCCCCCUUCUUCCGGCUCUUCCCCAUCAUCCAUCAGAGUCAUCACAAUCAUCAUAAUCAUCACAAUCUUCUCCGCCUGUGUGUGUCUCUCUUUUGCCGUCUUCCCACUCAUCCGGGAUCCUUCUCACCCCUCGAGAAGGUCCUCACACACCUCUCUUUCUCAACGGAUAUCAUCAUCGCCAUCAUCAUCCUGUCUCCUCUCCACCAUCUACCCCUAGCCAACUUCUUUUUUGGUUGGGCCCUGUGCCUGUACCGCAGACACCAGAUCCUGGCCCCUGCAAUUGCCCUGUCGGACUAGGCAAGGUCAAGCUGCGCACUCCUUCACCCCUCCCCCUCCAAACUCACCCCCCUCAGUCCAUGUACCUGGGAUGUAUUUUCUUGGUGCUUCGCCUUUUCUCCCGCUAUUUGGCUGACUCGGGGGAGCCUCAAUUAAAUCACUGCCCUUGACUACUAAGGGCUGGUCCAUGCUUUUUUUUUUUUUGUUCCUUCUUCCAGGGCACCCCGAGGGCCCCACGGGCCCAAUUGGCCCUGGCUUGACUUCGCCUUAAUGCUUCAACGAUCAACUCUCUUUUGUGUCGGCCCUGUGGUUCCUAACUCACAUCA